ACAAAAGAAUUACUUUCAUUAAAUUUAUUAACAAAAUCAAACAAAAUCAACAAGAUACUAACAAAGAACCUAAAAAUGACCAACUAAACCAAGAACAAAAACAAGAUCCAAAAGAAAAACAAUUAAAUGAUCAACUUAAUGAUGAUAAACUAAAACAGAAACAGGAUCAAAAACACUAA
Messenger RNA from Racocetra persica, 179 nucleotides. The record is from the annotation of a GenBank genome assembly. Lineage: Eukaryota; Fungi; Glomeromycota; Glomeromycetes; Diversisporales; Gigasporaceae.